Molecule: messenger RNA, 1859 nt
Organism: Haliotis rufescens (red abalone)
Lineage: Eukaryota; Metazoa; Mollusca; Gastropoda; Lepetellida; Haliotidae
Product: protein phosphatase PTC7 homolog
Exons: 6
Coding region: 135-1052 (305 amino acids)
Source: RefSeq, a predicted model, not a curated record
GUCACGAAGGAGACAAAGAUGGCGGUGACCAGCUGAGAUAGGACAUACACGCAUGUGGUUAGUAUACAGCGAUAAACUCGUCUCAGGAGGAUGUGACAGAGGAGGUUUUCAUGGUGAUGUGAAGACACCUUGUCAUGCACUCGGUAGCGCUGUAUGGCAGGCUUCUUGCCCGAGCGAUCGCAACAGGAAUUCACAGUGAACUACAGAUUCAGAGAGAAAGAGCUAGGGAACCUUUACAAUUGGUUACUGGAUCCUCAGGAUUUUCGAAGACAAUAACCAAAUCUACGAACACAAGAAAAUGGGCAUUUGGAGAUGAUGCUUAUUUCAUUUCAAGGAACAAAGCUGUCGAUGUCAUAGGGGUAGCCGAUGGCGUUGGUGGGUGGCGAAGUUAUGGCAUCGACCCCUCAGCGUUCCCCCGCACCCUCAUGGCGACAUGUGAACGCAUGGUCCAAGAGGGUUGCUUCCGUCCACAGGCUCCGGCCACGGUCAUCGCCGCCAGCUACCAGGAACUCAUGGAACAGAAAGUGCCGCUUAUAGGAAGUAGUACUGCCUGUUUGGUGGCACUCCAUCGAGAAGAGAGGACGAUAUACUCUGCCAACCUUGGGGACAGCGGCUUCCUUGUCAUCCGUGAAGGCGAGGUGGUGCAUCGGUCGCUGGAGCAACAGCACUACUUCAACACCCCCUUCCAGCUUGCUGUCGCCCCACCCAAUCAGCAAGGACUUGUCCUCAGUGAUAGCCCCGAGGUUGCAGAGAGUACAUCAUUUGGAGUUGAAGAAGGAGACAUAAUCUUGUUAGGAACUGAUGGUCUUUUUGACAACAUGCAGGAAGACAUGUUACUGGAGUAUAUCUCCAAGGUCAAGGAUCACAAGGAGGAGACCGUACAGACCACUGCCAGUAAUAUAGCUGAGAAGGCCUACCAGCUGUCCUUCGACCCCGAGUACAUGUCACCAUUUGCUAUGUCGGCAAUGGAUGCUGGGAUAGAAUUCAGAGGUGGAAAGCCCGACGAUAUCACAGUGAUAGUAGCAAGGGUGACAAGUCUUGGUGAAACCUAGCAGUGGGCUCCGUACACUGUCAGUUAUGUCAGGAGUUUGUGUGGUGUGUGUUUGUAGUUGAGAGAUAGAGCAGAGUGAGCCAAUAGCAUUCCAUGUAACAAAUUAGGUUAUAGUAUGUGUAAUCUGAUUGGCUACUAUAGAUCUGACUAUGACCUUUUUGGGUCAUGACCUGUUUACCUUCAGUUUCACAAGGUAGAGAUUUUGUGCCAAAAACAAAACGAAAAUACCAGGCAAGUACAAGAUAGGCAUGAGUAGUGUCUAGUGAAGCGAUGACUCGUUUGAAUUAUGAUUCUUUUGAUUUCAUAUCAUCAGUAUUGGAGUAAAUGCACAAAUAAACAGCACAGCAACAUUUUGUACUUAAUUGUAAUCAGUUGUAAGAUAUAUGUUUUGUUUCUCCCACACAGUAUUCCGUUAUUUCAGUGUCACUAUCAUAAUUAUCAUAUUGGAUGUGUUAGUCCUCACCAAGCAAACACAAAUUGUUUAUAAGUAGGGCUGAUUGUUAUAUAACUUUUGUUUAUAAGUUUAUAAACUUUUGAACAUACCAUUUGUAUACCACUCAACAUUUCUUCAUGAGUUCCUUAACAUAAUCAGUUUGGUAUCCCUAUCAAAUGUUGAACAGUAUAUUUCACUACAUCGUAAAGGUAAUUACACGAAUAAGAAAAUGUUGAGGUCUUAUCUUUAUAAAGAUUACCGUAUUCGACGUAAUAAGCACCCCGCUCUAAUAAGCGCCUACGGCGAUAUUUGCUAAUAUAUUGGCGAGUGAAAAAUCCCAAUUAGCACCCCUUCCGAUUGAUCAAUGUACACAAG